AUGCGAAAGCUUACAGAAAGAUAUGUUGCGGGAACAUCGAAGGCUAAAUUACAAGUCUUGGUGUUGGAUAUCCUUACGGUAAAGAAAGGGGAGUUCAUUGACGAGAUAGAGCGGCUUGAAGCGGUGUGCAGACAGCAAGAUACAGCGCACUCUCCGCGUCUUGAGACCGGUGACGGUCAGAAUCCAGGUGAUAAGUCUCCUCUAACGGAUCAGGCUAUCAACGAAACCGACGAUAGGACAGAGCCUCCUAUCACCGAAAAUCUUGAAUCCAAUCAACCCGGGGAUUCUGAAUCGGCCAUUACAGAAAAGGAGGUCAUAACUAUCAUCAACGAAUUUGCCAACACCAAUGUUCGACCGUGGAAAAAGAAAGUUAAUAACGUCGUGGUUCAAACAAUUAAGUUGGCCGAAACCAUAAGGGACGACCUUGUGAAGGCAAACGAGUGGAUCACAUCGGUCGAAACCAACUACUGUGAAGCCGAUGCUCGGUACGGCGAUCAUCUCAAGCGAACUAUAGACUUGGAGGAAAUGACUCCAAAGUUGGCAGAUGACCUCAAGUCGGUCACCCAAAGGGUGGAGGAGUUGGAACGGUUUCAAGAGAAAACCGAGCAACGGCUUACAAAGGUCGAUGAGGACCUGGGGCGGUCAAGCACCGAAGCCGGUUCCACACUUGACAGGGUCACAAGCCUCGAAGAAAAGAAUGCAAGUCUUGAGGAGCGAAACAACAAACUUGAAGCCGACCUCAAGGCGGUCACCGAACAGGUGAAUGAGCUGAUCAAUGCCAAGCUUGCUACCGAUAGAGCGGUUGAGGAGGCAAACGCUGAGGCGGCUAAGAAAAUUCAGGAUGCGCUGGACGAAGAAACGCGGAAAACGAAGGAAGCACCGCGAUUGUCUGAAGCGGAUUUGGCCGAACGUGCACGAAAUGUAGCGGCUAGAAAUCCGGCACUUGCAAAGUCUAUAGCAGCUCAAGAGGCCAAGGAUGUAGAGCGGUUAAACACUGAAAAACAAAGGCUCGACGAAUAUGCCAAGGCUCACAAGAAGUCAAAGGCGGCUCCCUCCUCGUCGGUUUCGGCAACACGAAAGAGGAAAAUUCCCUCAAGGAAGACUCAAGUCACCGAGAUGCUGGGCAGAAUCACCGAGACAGUUAUUGACUCUACACCGGACCCGGCUCUGCAAACCGAAGAUGACUUCGAAGAGGAUCUCGAGCCGCGACAUACAAGACAUCGAGUUAUCAAUGCGGUUCCAAUCAGCACGGUCGGUCAACCGUUCUCUCCUCACCAGGACACCACGGGAGCAGGAGGUUCUUCCUCAAGACCGGCUCAACCAGUUGAGGACCAACCAACAGAUGACUUGAUGGGAGACUUCCUGCCAUCCAGAUUGGAAUAG
Messenger RNA from Impatiens glandulifera, 1383 nucleotides. Its product is annotated as ERC protein 2-like. Lineage: Eukaryota; Viridiplantae; Streptophyta; Magnoliopsida; Ericales; Balsaminaceae. The record is from RefSeq and is a predicted model, not a curated record. The transcript has a single exon. Bases 1 to 1383 code for a protein of 460 amino acids.